Trifolium pratense (red clover) is the source of this 2128-nucleotide messenger RNA. Its product is annotated as rhomboid-like protein 20. The transcript is spliced from 8 exons. NCBI's taxonomy places the organism in Eukaryota, Viridiplantae, Streptophyta, Magnoliopsida, Fabales, Fabaceae. Gene Ontology annotation, cellular component: membrane. Bases 979 to 1860 code for a protein of 293 amino acids. Gene Ontology annotation, molecular function: serine-type endopeptidase activity; protein binding. The record is from RefSeq and is a predicted model, not a curated record.
AAACAAUUUUAUUGUGGCCGCCGCGCAGAUUCCUUUUGCUUUUCCUCAUAGGUCUUUGAAACAUCAGGCAACGGAAGAACUGCAAAACAACAGAUCUUUGAGAAGCCAAUUCUUGAUCUAGAAGUUUAACCGCAUAACAGAAAAAGCAAUAGAAUCACACAGCAGAAGAAAGCUUCAGAAGAACAAAAUCUAAUUGAAAUGUUGAAACACCUCUUCCAAAUCGCCGCUGGCCGUGUUCAGAGUAGCGUCGCGGAUGUCCCUUUUGCCACCAUCUUUCGCCGCCAUUGUCCUUCACCGGUUAAAAAUUUGGUUGAUUUGCAUCCAUUUGAGUUAUCUUUUUCUUUUACUUUUCAAUUUGUUAUUUUUUCCAUGUUGCAAGUGUGGAUUUUAGGAUGAAUGAGCAGCUAUGGUGGUUCUUUAUAACGGUGGGUUGGUCACUGAGGAUUGAGGAGGAUAGGUCGGCAACGAAGGAAGGAGUGGAUCCUUUGGUUUAGUUUCAUGAAUGAAUUUUUGAAUAAAUUAAAAUAAGAGACAUGUGGCAUGAUCAGGUACGUGAGAUUGAUCUAACGGGUGUGAUUGAAUAAAAAAUAUACAUACAUAUAAUAAUAAGCAAAAGAAAAUGUCAGGCGGGUGUGUUUAAAUGUAAAUAGAAGCGGGUGUGUGAUAUAGUUGAGGGCAAUUUUGUCUUUAAAAAUUUUAUGAGACACAAUUUAUGAUGUUGUUUCUUUCAAAGUAAAAUAAAUGGAGUCAAUCAUCAUUUAUUGCUCCUUAUCAUGUGCCUUAAGGGCACAAGUUAACAGCACCCAAAACAAUAUUAUUAUUAAAUUAAAAGAUAAAAUACGAAAAUGUAUAAAGUAGUAAUAAUUUUCGUAAUUGAAACGAAGACCCAAAAAACUAAAUAGUAGCAAAGUUUCAAACGAAAACCCAGAAAACUGUGAAGAAAAAGAAGAAAAGAUCGUUGCUUUCUGCUUCACUACCAUGAUGAACGGAGGCCCAUCUGGUUUCACAAAUGCUCCUGUUACAAGGGCUUUCGUCAUCGCCUCAGCGCUUUUCUCAAUUUUCUUUGGGAUCCAAGGUCGUUUCAACACUCUAGGAUUAUCUUAUCAGGAUAUUUUUGGGAAGCUUCGCAUAUGGAAGUUGAUUAUGUUCAUAUUUUCCUUCACAUCAACACCAGAGUUGAUGUUUGGACUAUAUCUGCUAUAUUACUUCAGGGUAUUUGAGAGACAAAUUGGUUCCAAUAAAUGCUCAGUGUUUAUUGUGUUCUCCAUAUUAACUUCACUUCUGUUUGAAGUAUUUGCUGUUGCACUUUUAAAAGAUCCUUCAGCAAUCCUAGUCACUCCUGGACCUUACGGCCUUAUAUUUGCUUCGUUUGUACCCUUUUUCUUUGACAUUCCCGUUUCAACACGAUUCCGUAUGUUUGGUUUCAACUUCUCUGAUAAGUCAAUCAUAUAUGUAGCUGGACUUCAGCUUCUACUGUCACAUUGGAAAAGCUCCGUCUUACCAGGGAUAUGUGGCAUCCUUGCUGGUUCCUUAUACCGUUUGAAUGUCUUUUAUAUCCGCAAAGCAAAGUUCCCGGAGUUUAUUUCAUCGUUCUUUUCACGAAUUUCCUUGCCAUCCAUCGGGGCUCCACGCACAACACCAACAAGGAAUGUUAUGGGCAAUGUACCAUCUUUCCCAGGUCGCCAAAUGGAGAGAAACUAUCCAGCUCCAAUGCAUUCUGCAGUACAACCAUCAGAGGACUCAAUUGCAACCCUUGUUUCAAUGGGAUUUGACAGGAAUUCUGCUCAACAAGCCCUAGUGCAGGCCAGAAAUGACGUGAAUGUGGCAACAAACAUCCUACUGGAGGCACAGGCCCACUAAUUCUUCUUUAAACAAAAGACGGAUUAUUCUGAAUUGAUAGAUGAAAUGCCAGUCCUUAACAAGUCUUUGAAAUUUGCUAAUUAUGACGCGAGGAUCGGGACAUUCAUCUUAUCAUCAUCCUCAAUCCUGUUGAGGAUCAUUUUUCUCAGCUUAACUUUUAAUCUUUAGAUAUAUCCAUUUUAGUACUGGUGUUAAUAGAUCAAUGAGAAUUAGGAGCCUGUACAAAUUACUUGAAUCAUAUGGAAAACAUGCUUAUCAUUUUACCAGA